ACGUCUACGGUCUACGUUUUCGAUUGUCGACCGCUCAUUACCGCUAGCCAGCCGACAUGCACUCCUUCCAACUCAUUAAAUUUAUUCACGGAGUGUAGAGUAUUUUACUCAAAACAAAUAAAACAUAAAAAAAGAAACGUGUCGGGUUGCGAAUAAAUACGGUAGUGCGGAUAAAGUUCAUAAGAUGUGUUCGCCAUAAAAGUUGUAAAAACAUCGGUGCGAUAUCCACAUUUUGGAUCCGGAAACCUACUUCCAAUAUUCGCAUACUUAUUAUCUCUCGUUUUAAUUUAACUGUUCUUCUGUGAUAAUUGCCGUAGAUAUUAGUUUAACGCCUUUUAUUGGAUCGGUGGUUAUUAUCGUCGCCGCGAGUAGUUUCCUAUCACUCGGUCAGCGCGACCUUUAAGAAACCAGCGUGUACGAAUUGUUAUGUGGCAGUGAAGUGUAGAAGUAAACAUGUUUAGAAGCAAGAUAAGGAUUCACACAUGCAGAAUAAUCUUGCUGACAUCCUUAGUGUGGUUGUUGGUGGAUGUAGUUCUACUGACUCUCUACUCUGACUGUAUUGGUGAUGGCUGGGAUUGCAAUAAAAAUAAAAAUGCAGAUUUCGUUGCGCCGGACAACACACACAAAGAAGAGUACAGAGGCAAAAAAGCCGCUAUAGCGGCAGCGCUCAAAUCGGAACAAGAGAACGAGAUAGAAGAUUCCAUCGUCGGCGUACAUGACGUGGAAGAUGUCGGGGAAGACGGGCUGCUGCUGUCGCCGUAUCCCAAGUCGAGACUUAAGCGGUGGGAGAAGGCGCCAUCUGUGCUACCGCAAGGGAACUCGCCUGGCGAAAUGGGUAAAGCGGUGAACAUCCCCAUAGAGCAAGAGAAGCUCAUGCUGGAGAAGUUCCAGGAAAACCAGUUCAACCUGAUGGCUAGUGACAUGAUCUCACUCAAUAGAUCGCUUACGGACGUCCGGUUUGAGAAAUGCAAAGACAAGAGCUACCCGGCGCUCCUGCCGACCACCAGCGUGGUCAUAGUAUUCCACAACGAAGCGUGGACUACCCUGAUCAGAACCAUAUGGAGUACGAUUAAUCGUUCACCGAGGCCGCUACUCAAGGAAAUCAUACUAGUCGAUGAUGCUAGUGAGAAAGAACACCUCGGCAAAAAGCUAGAAGACUACAUAAAGACGCUGCCGGUACCGACGCACCUGUUCAGGACAGAGAAACGCUCCGGUCUCAUCCGAGCGCGUCUGCUGGGCGCUAAACACGUCAAGGGAGACGUCAUCACCUUCCUCGAUGCCCACUGUGAAUGCACGGAGGGUUGGCUCGAACCAUUACUGGCCCGAAUAGUCGAAGACAGAAGCACAGUGGUGUGUCCCAUCAUAGACGUCAUCUCGGACACCACGUUCGAGUACAUUCAGGCUUCGGACAUGACCUGGGGAGGCUUCAACUGGAAACUCAACUUCAGAUGGUACCGCGUCCCCGAGCGCGAGAUGCAGCGCCGCGGCGGCGACCGCACGGCCCCCCUCCGCACCCCCACCAUGGCCGGCGGGCUGUUCGCCAUCGACCGGGACUACUUCUACAAGAUCGGCUCCUACGACCAAGGCAUGGACAUCUGGGGCGGAGAGAACUUGGAGAUGAGCUUCCGGGUGUGGAUGUGCGGGGGCACGCUGGAGAUCGCACCGUGCUCGCACGUGGGGCACGUGUUCCGCAAGACCACGCCCUACUCGUUCCCGGGCGGCACAGGGCGAGUGGUCAACCACAACAACGCGAGGCUGGCCGAGGUGUGGCUCGACGACUGGAAGCAUUUCUACUACAACAUCAACCCAGGAGCGCUCAACGUGCCCGUUGGCGACGUGAGCGAACGAAAAGCGCUACGAGAGAAACUGAAGUGCAAGAGCUUCCGCUGGUACCUCGAGAACAUCUACCCGGAGAGCCAGAUGCCACUCGACUAUUACUACCUUGGAGAGAUACGCAAUGCGGAGACGUCCAACUGUCUGGACACGCUCGGAGGGAAGGCGGGGCAGCCUCUCGGCAUGGGCUACUGCCACGGAAUGGGGGGCAAUCAGGUGUUCGCGUACACGAAGCGUAAGCAGGUGAUGUCCGACGACAACUGCCUCGACGCGGCGCACCCGCACGGGCCCAUCAAACUGAUCCGCUGCCACGGCAUGCGCGGCAACCAGGAGUGGACCUACGACUCCAAGGCGCGAACGAUAAAGCACACCAACACGGGGAUGUGCCUCGACAAGCCCGAGUCCGCAGACGUGUGGAAGCCGGUGCUGCGGCCGUGCAACCACUCCCGCGGCCAGCAGUGGCUCAUGCAGGUCGACUUCAAGUGGCAGGCGCGCCGCAACCAGAGAGAGCAGGACAGCUAGUCCGCGACCCCC
Messenger RNA from Cydia strobilella, 2367 nucleotides. It is a transcript of the gene Pgant5, whose product is annotated as polypeptide N-acetylgalactosaminyltransferase 5. Lineage: Eukaryota; Metazoa; Arthropoda; Insecta; Lepidoptera; Tortricidae. The coding region runs from base 454 to 2355 and encodes 633 amino acids. The transcript is spliced from 12 exons. Gene Ontology annotation, biological process: protein O-linked glycosylation. The record is from RefSeq and is a predicted model, not a curated record. Gene Ontology annotation, cellular component: Golgi apparatus. Gene Ontology annotation, molecular function: polypeptide N-acetylgalactosaminyltransferase activity.